AAAAAAAGAAAAAAAAGAAAAAUCCGCAGUCAAUACCAAAGAAGUAUAACAAAGGAAGAGCCAUUGUCAAAGGUUUCUCUUCUCGUUUAAGUUUUCUCACACCCAUUAAAAAGAAGAGAAAACUUUGAAUGAGCUGAGAAUCUCCAGGAAUUCCCAUUGAAUGGAUUUGUAGAUAUCUGUUGUAUGUGUGCAAAUUCAUUUGACCGAAAAUGGAGGUGGAAGAAUGUAUAUUAUCGGACCAGGUGCGUGCCAAUGGCCACACUAUGUCUGUGACUCUCUCUUCCGGUGGUCAAUUGCAAUGGGGUGAUCGGCGGCUGGACAUGGAGAAACAGGUGCUCGGUUUCUCUGUUGAGGGAUUGAAGAUCAAAAUCAGAUCUGCUGUGGAGGCCCCCGCUGGAAUCUGCUGCUCUAGCGGAAAAUCUAGCCUGAUCAGAAAGACCUUCACCCUCGAGCUACAAUCGAAUAGUUCUGUUCACAUAUGGAGUCAGAAGAUGCAGGAUUACCUAGAUUCUCUUGCUAGGCCAAAGAGGUUAUUCAUAUUUGUGAACCCUUUUGGAGGGAAGAAAUCAGCGUCGAAGAUUUUCGUGAAUGAUGUGAAGCCUUUGCUUGAUGAUGCCAAUGUCGAGUACACUGUACAAGGUAGUAAAUAGGCUAAGUGAACUUUGCUAGUAAUUUCUGAAUGGUAUUAAAGCUAUUGAACUAAUUGUUAUCUUAUAAUAUGUUGUGGAUCUUAGUAGGUGUUAAAUGGACUGCUCACACGGGAGGAUUGGAGCAAUGCUAUACAAAUACCUCUUGGAGUAGUACCUGCAGGAACUGGAAAUGGCAUGGUGAAGUCACUUUUAGAUUCGUGCGGUGAGCCUUGUGCAGCUUCUAAUGCUACCGUUUCUAUUAUACGAGGGCAUAAGUGUGCAUUGGAUGUAGCUACUAUUUCGCAAGGACCCACCAAGUUUUUCAGCCUGUUAAUGCUGGCAUGGGGUCUUGUGGCUGAUAUUGAUAUUGAGUCCGAGAAAUAUAGGUGGAUGGGAAGUGCUCGGUUAGAUUUCUAUGCCCUUCAGCGAAUAUUCGGGCUUAGAAAAUACAAUGGCAGCAUACUAUUCGUCCCGGCACCUGGAUUUGAAUCUUUUGGAGAACCUUUUGAUUUAGAGAAUCGAAUAAUUGUUGACAGGGAAAGUGGCAUUAAAAUUGAUGAUGGGCCCGCUAAGCCUCAGGAAUGUGGUUAUCAGGGUCCCAAAUUCGAUAUAAAGAUGUUAAACUGGCGAAAGAUUGAUGGGCCUUUUGUUUCAAUAUGGCUUCAUAAUGUGCCUUGGGGUAGUGAAGAUACUAUGGCAGCACCUGAUGCUAAGUUUUCGGAUGGUUAUCUCGACUUGAUAAUGAUUAAGGAGUGCCCCAAGUUAUCCUUACUUAAGAUGAUGACCGAGUUGAGCAGUGGAGAACACGUCAAAUUCCCAUUUGUAUCUUACCUUAAGGUGAAGGCCUUUGUCUUGGAACCGGGCCCACGAACAAUCGACACAAACAAGGAGGGAAUUAUAGAUGUCGAUGGUGAGGUUCUUGCCAGAGGUAAAGAGACAUAUAAAUGUGAAGAGAAGACACUAAUGAGGUACGACAAAUUACUCAUUAAAGUGGAUCAAGGGCUGGCUACAUUCUUUUCUCCUAAAUAGCACGAUGAGGUUGGUUUUGCUUCUGCAAGUUAAUGUGUACUCUUCUGCGUUUUAUCACGAGACCCUUUUCAAGAAGUUCGAUGAUAUAUGUGGGCUUUAAUUUUAAACAUUUGUCGAUAUAUUUUCUUUGAUCGAAAGUUGUUAUCUUUACUCGAGUGCAGUGCGAAGAUUACUUGAAUGUCAUACAAGAAUGGUGGAAUAAGUGCUUGUUAGGAAAAAAGGAAUACAUUUUCAAAAUUGUGAGUGAGUUCAAAAUUUUUAGAGUUACAUGUAACUGUUUGUUUUUAACCGCGAAUUGACCCAGCCCGGUGGGUCGACCCGAGAUCCGGAGUUGGAAUCUAUUAACAAAAGACCCGGUCAUUGACCAGGUUUUAUCAAUGGUUUUGCAUCCUGCCAGAAAAUAAAAUUCUGGCAGUCAAAUUCAAAUUAAC
Messenger RNA from Striga asiatica, 2089 nucleotides. The record is from the annotation of a GenBank genome assembly. NCBI's taxonomy places the organism in Eukaryota, Viridiplantae, Streptophyta, Magnoliopsida, Lamiales, Orobanchaceae.